CUUUAUUAUAACAAAUGGAGGAAGAUUUAAAGGUGAAAGAACUUGAUGCUUUAAAUGAAGAUGUGCAUGAAAAGCAGAAUGAAUCUCAUAGCUCAAACAAGGAACAAUCUGGUAAAACAAACCAUCCUGGGGACGAAGAUAUUGAUUCUGACGAUCCCGAUCUAAUAGAAGACAUACUUGAUCAAAUCCCACCAGACUUUGAGCUUGCAGAGAAGCAUCGAGAUGCCAAUAGAGUUAAAAACAUUAGAGAUGAAGUUACCUUCAAAAAUACCAAGUCUGUUAACAAAAAGGAAGAUUUCUGCCCUUGCUGACAGAUGCCAACGUCAAAAUCCGCCCCUCUUUUUAGCCUUUGUACGAAUGUUUUCAACUUAGAGGAUCUAGGAUGUGGAUUUCCCCUAUAUUAUGAAUACAAGAAAUUUAUUUUUGGGAUAUUCAUAGCCAUCAUUCUGAUCUUCAGCAUAACCGCUCUUGUAUUUAACACAAACGAAGGAAAGGCAAGCCAAUGGGUUGAAGGGAAGGAACCCUCCAAUCUUAUGAAACUCAGCUUGGGGAAUUACGGGGCUGUUCCCUCCAACUAUGAAGGCGAUGAACUCAUAAUCCAGGCAUAUUUAAACUUUGGAGCAAUUUUAGUGAUUCUUAUCCUCGAAAAUAUCCUAAGAAGGCGUCAAAACAUUUUAGUCAAAAAGAUAGAUGAGAAGAAUAUAACUCCUCCUGAUUUCACAGUGUAUGCAAUGAACCUCCCUCUGGAUAAGUCUCAGGAGCAAGUCAAGGAGUGGUUUGAAAAUUAUGACGAUGAAUUAAAGCUCAAAGUUUCUAAAAUAAAUUACUGCUAUGAUAUCAAAGAAUCUGUCAAGCUCUCGAGAGAGCUUGACAAGUGGCAAAAGAUGCAGAACUAUGUACUUCACUACAGAGAGCAGAAAUGAAAUGAGCUAAACAUUACUGAAGAACAGGCAGAAAAGGACGGAAUCGAUAUCAACCCUCCACGAGUUGAUUACGACUACUUUUGAAUCAAAGAAACCUUUCCCACUUUUGAGGAAAUUGCAGCCAAGGUAGAGCAACUUGAAAAGCAAUUUGAAGAAUUGAGAAAUGAGAUGGAUGUUGACACAGACAAAGACCUCUACAUUGGUAAAGCGUUCAUCACUCUGGAAAGGCAACAACAAGCAACAAGAUUAGCCAAAAUAUUUGAAAUGCACUAUAUCAUCCGAGCAGUAUUUUUCUUGUAUUAUCGGGUAUUCAAAUGAAAACAAGUCAAAAUUGAGAAACGUUUUUGGGAUGGAAAAAGAAUCAUUAUUGAAAGAGCAGCAGACCCGGUAGAUGUGUACUGGGAAAACUUGUCUGUAAAGGACUACCAAAGACUUGUUAAGACACUCAUAACGUACUCAAUUACAGCAAUAUUACUUUGCUUCGUCUUUGGAAUAUAUUUCAGUCUUAAUAUAUGGAAAGAAGACUUAGAAGAUAAUGCUAGUAAUUCAAAUAAAUCAGGAGAAAUAUGGACUGUAAGAGUAGUGAGUUUUGGUACUUCAAUCCUAGCUAUUUUCAUAAACUCUAUCUUAAAGUUCGUGAUUAGAAAGCUCUCUUCUUAUGAAAAACAUAUGACUUACACUAAGUAUCAUCUUUCAGUUGCGUUUAAAUUAACGAUUGCGACAUUCGUUAAUGUGGCUCUUUUGCCCAUAUUUACAAGGCUUGAGAAAGAAGAGUGGUUUGAAAGUGGAGGUUUGUCAACAACUAUCUUCUACAACGUUGUAUCAGUCUCCUUCGUUGCACCCAUAGUCAACUUAUUCAAUAUCAGUUAUCUCAUCAAAAGAAUCAAAAUGUGUCGUGAGAAAAGGAAAGGUGAAAAAUCAAAACUCACCCAGAGACAAGCAAACCAACUCUUUUUAGGCCCGAACAUGGACAUUGCUUCUGCUUAUUCCAACACUUGCCUAUUGUUCCUAGUAGUUUCUUUCUACACUCCAAUCAUGCCAAUACUACCCAUGGUUGCAGGAGCAGGAGUGCUUCUCCAAUAUUGGGUAGAAAAAUAUCUAUUGCUACGAAGAUAUAGCAUACCUGAAGCUGCUGGAAGUGCUAUGGCUAACUUCUAUGCAAACGUUCUCCCAUUUGGAAUGUUCCUAUACGCUCUCAGCAACUACUUAUUCUUGAACGAACUUUCAGAUCACGAAAAUCAACAUGGACAAUGGGCCUUAUGGUUCAUGAUAGCCUACAUUGUCCUUCCUGUAAGACUCCUCCUGAACUUGUUCACUGAUAGCAUUGAAAAAGAUGGCGAGAUGACAUAUGAAAGUAGAAUGACUACUUUUAUCAAUGAUUACGACAGAAGUAACCCCAUGACCUCCAACGAAGCUAGAAGAGAGUUCCUUCUUGCUCUCAAAACCAGAAAUAAUGCUGAAAAUAAAGAACAAAAUGAUGAAGAUGACAAAGAGAUAGACGACGAGCUUCAAAAGCUUGAAGGAAAGAACAAGCUUCAGGCUAUCUUAAUGUAUGGCAAGGCUUUCAAAAGUCUCGAACAUAAGCAAUCCAAAUUUGACAAAAUCUCCCAUAAGAAAGGAUAUAAACAUCGCACAAGAGACGAUGUUGGCGCUAGAAACUUAUUCAAGAUAAAAUGUAAUAACAUUCGUAAUAAAAAGAAGAAUGGCCUUCAGAAAUUUAUGGGAGAAAAACUUCUCAGCAAACUUGGCCGUAACUCCAAAAAAUCUAAACUUGGGAAAGUCUUCCCAUUACUUCAGAAGAAAGACAACAACCAAAGAGAGGUUCCCUUAGAACCAAGAGCGAAUAGCCCAGAUGGAGGAAAGUCUCUGUCUAGUCUGAUAAGUCACAGAGAAGAAAUCAAGCAAGUUAAUUAUGAAGAGUAUUAGCUCAUUUCAGAAAUUAUAUGAAUUUAAAACACUCAAUUAAG
Moneuplotes crassus is the source of this 2890-nucleotide messenger RNA. NCBI's taxonomy places the organism in Eukaryota, Ciliophora, Spirotrichea, Euplotida, Euplotidae. The record is from the annotation of a GenBank genome assembly.